Molecule: messenger RNA, 2565 nt
Organism: Linum tenue
Lineage: Eukaryota; Viridiplantae; Streptophyta; Magnoliopsida; Malpighiales; Linaceae
Source: the annotation of a GenBank genome assembly
AUGGCUCCUACUCUAACCUCCAACCCGUUCCACCUGACCAGAGCUCCUCAUUCUACCCUCUCCCUUCGGAGCCACAGGUUUGCCGUCUUCGCCAAGAAAUCCGGCGGACCCUUUUCUCCCUUUCAGAUCGGCAAACCAAAAGAGGACAGCUCCGAAGGUGGCGACGACGCGGGAACUGCCGGCUCAGGCAUCCAAAACCCUUUCGCAAACUUCAAGUUCGGCAAGGUACCCGAUGCCAAGUCUUUGAUUCCUGUCGUGAGUAACCCUGCUGCAGCUCUGCAGUUUGGCAACCAGCGACGGAAAGACCCUCGCACCGUCUUCGUUGCUGGCGCCGCCGGCCAGGUUGGUGUUCGAAUUGCUCAGACAUUGCUGCGGGAUGGGUUUAGUGUCAGAGCUGGCGUCCCUGAACUAGACGCGGCUCAGGAGCUGGCUCGUCUCGCGGUCGCUUACAAGAUCAUAUCCAAUGAGGAGUCCAAGCGCUUGAAUGCAGUUCAAUCCACAUUCGACGACACGGAAUCAAUCGCCAAGGCCAUCGGCAACGCCAGCAAAGUGGUGGUGACGAUUGGUCCCUGCGAGAACGGUCCCACGGCCGCGGUGUCCACAUUGGACGCCUGGCAGGUAGUUCAGGCGGCACAGCUUGCCGGGGUCGGCCAUGUUGCCAUCAUCUACGAUGGCAGCGGAGCAGGAGGAGGGUCUACUUACAAUGUGCUGGAUGGCUUCAAGUUAUUCUUCAACAACUUGUUUUCACAGUCUCAGGCGCUGAGCGUGCCGGAGUUUCUGCAGAAGGUGGUUAUCGAGACAGAAGUCAGCUACACUUUCAUAAACACGAGCUUGACCGAUGAUUUCAAGCCGGAGAGUUCUUACAAUGUGGUUGUGUCGCCAGAAGGAAGCUUGGGUCCAGACGACUUCAAAGUAAUGUAAUGUAUGCUGCGGAUGGUUUCUGGUUUCAGUUUUCUGUGAAAGUUUGAAGUCUAUUCUUUUCCCUGACUGCAAAAGUGUCGAAAAACUCUGCAAAUUUGUUUGGUUGAAUGUAGUUGGGAGGGUAAAAUUAACAAUUGCAUGCAAUUGUACAUAUAUUACCGUUUUUUGUUGACACUUUUGAUGUAUUUGAUAUGAUCAGGUAGCCAAGUCGAAGAUAGCAACACUGGUGGCCGAUGUGUUCUCAAACACUGCAGUAGCAGAAAACAAGGUGGUGGAUGUUUUCACGAAUCCAUCAGCACCUUUGAAGUCUGUGGAUGAGCUUUUCAGUGCCAUUCCCGAAGAUGGGAGAAGGAAAGCGUACGCCGAGGGUCUUCAAAAGGUGAAAGCCGAGGAAGAGGCAAAAAGUGCAGUUGAGAAAGCUCGUGAAGCAGCGGUGAAGGCCCAGAAGCUUGAAGAAGAAGUAAAGAAGCUGUCGGAUCAAGAAGCUCAAGCCAGUAGCUUAGCAGAGCAAGCACAGAAGAAAGCCGAAGCUGCAGGGGUUUCAGUGGAGGACGUGAUGGGCAAGGCUAAACGGUUCACUGCAGGGUUCUCAUGGGAGAAACUGAGCUCCCAAAUCUCGGAUGCAGUUCAGACUGCCGGCGUGGAGAUCCCCAAAGUGCAGGUUGCUACCACUAGGGGACAGGCAAAGGCUCGUUCUUUGCCCACCCAGAAAGCUGUGGUCAAACAAUCUGCUCCUAAACCGAAACCAAAGCCGGCUGCGGCGGCAAAGAAGAACCCACAAGCUGGCGAGACCAAACAGACCGAGGACAAGAAAGAAGUGAGGAAGAUCUUUGGCGGGCUGUUUCAGCAAGAGACUAUCUAUGUCGAGGACUGAUGAGGCGCGACAUGAUCGUAUAUAUAUAUAGACAUCUAUAUAUUUUCUGUUUUAGAUACUGCAAUUUUCUCGUAAUGCUACAUCUCAUGUUUCAAUCAUUUGUUUUCUGAAAGUUUGUAAUUGAUGUGAACUAUAACUUGGAAAGAAAAUUUAGCUUGGUAGCAUAACACUUCUACUAAAGGUAGCAACAGGGCCGGGUAAUCCUCACUUCUUGGGUCGAUCAUUACUUGGUUGAAUGUACGUGUAGAUGUAAUUUCUGAGCAUCUCAAAGGUUGUCGGAGGUCUGCCACAAGUUCUUCUAGAGUAUCACUCAUUCACUCUUAACGAGAAUCUGCCAAAUGUUCCUAUAGAAUAUCGCCCUUAAUGAAGAUGUCAUCCACGCAAGCCUCCACUUUUCCCUCAUAAACUAGCAAUCCAAGAAGCAACAAACAGUCUCAAGGUACUUAGCAGAAGCAAAAUACAAGGCUAUGGCAUACACCUCUAAAGAGCUUCAAUGGAUAAAUCCCUUGUUCCAACAACUCCUUCUAUGGUUAGUAAAUAUUCUGUUUAAUACACGUAUAUGUACCCGUGUAUACUUUAUCCGUUUAAAACUUUCAUAUCCGUUUUAUUGUCAAGCCGUUUCAUUUCCCCGUUCAUUUGAUGACUCCCGUACUAAACACGUAUAAAACCCGUACAACACGUUUAUUAGCCGUAUUUUAUGAAUUAAAUUAUUAACUUUACUAUUUGUUUCACCCUAGAAAGUACUCCAGUGCUUAACAUGAUAAUAAAUG